Messenger RNA from Xenia sp. Carnegie-2017, 809 nucleotides. Its product is annotated as CDC42 small effector protein homolog. Gene Ontology annotation, molecular function: small GTPase binding. Gene Ontology annotation, cellular component: plasma membrane. Gene Ontology annotation, biological process: regulation of Rho protein signal transduction. The record is from RefSeq and is a predicted model, not a curated record. The coding region runs from base 44 to 451 and encodes 135 amino acids. The transcript has 5 exons. NCBI's taxonomy places the organism in Eukaryota, Metazoa, Cnidaria, Anthozoa, Malacalcyonacea, Xeniidae.
UCCUCUCAUUCUCGCCAUACUUUGCAUAGUAGAUUGAGCGUUGAUGCUAGUCAUACUCGGUCUGGUAAAAUCUUCGGACAAAAUCUUGCGAGAUUAUGUCAUCUUAAGGCGACGAUUUUCGUCUUACUCGAUCGGACAUAAACUUCAGCGUUUUACGUUAAAAUUUGGCAUGGUUAUGAGUCCGAGUUGGCUGUGCUUUUGCUGUAUAACAGAGCAGCCUCCACCGCGACGGCCCAGAAUCGACAGAAGUAUGAUUGGAGAACCUAUGAACUUUCAGCAUACAGGCCACAUCGGGUCGGGAGAAGUACAAAUAUCAGGAAUAUCUGUAGAUCUAAACGACAUGUCGUACAGAAUGAAAAGCAAGGGAGGUUAUCAGGACAACGGUGUCGACAGUAGAUUAACGCCUAACGGCGACGAUAUUGGAAAUGGCAUGAAAACGGCACAAGAAUAACUAUUUGAUAUUUUCUAAAGAUUUUCUAUGUAAAUAUACCAGCAAAGAACUAUUUGUGAAUAUUUAGUUGUUAGUCGUACAUGAAAGCAACCUAUACUAAGUUUGUUCAUUAUAUCUCAAGACCAUGGUUACCUCUAAAACAAGAGUUCAGCUGACGACGAAACUUUGGAUGAGUAAUUACCGAAACCUGUUUACUCAAGUACUCUUGAAAUAAGAUAGAUCAUGUACUUCUUGUAUAUAAACAACGCCAGUUGGGAUGAGCUAAAUUAUUCAUUAAUCAAUAACAAACCAAAAAUUGCAUCUGGUCUAAGUGUGAAAUGUGAAAUCGACAGAACAAUAUAUUUUGUAUAAAGUGUAA